Molecule: messenger RNA, 1242 nt
Organism: Linnemannia hyalina
Lineage: Eukaryota; Fungi; Mortierellomycota; Mortierellomycetes; Mortierellales; Mortierellaceae
Source: the annotation of a GenBank genome assembly
AUGAAGAUCACUACACUCACGUCUAUUUCUCUCGCUGCGGUAAUCGCGAUCGUGGCAAAAGCAGAUACCGCCGCACCAUCAGAUGGUCUCUUCAGAAUCCCAAUUAUCAAGAGUGAGAUUUCUCAACGUGCGCGCGAUUCAAGACAGUCGUGGUACGUUACUCUCCGCAAGUAUGGACUAUCCCGAACCAAGAGCGAGAUGGAGUCUCAGGCAGUCUCUGCAGUACCAUUAAUCGACUACUACGGACUGGUCGAUAUCGGCACUCCUCCUCAGACGCUCAAGCUGCAGUUUGACACAGGGUCCUCGCGAUUCGUCAUCUCUACGACAGAAUGCCCGGUCUGCUCAGGGACGGCGCCCUUCAAUCGCGCACUCUCCAGCACCUUCCGUGCAGGAGUGCAGCCCUGGAAUAUCCGUUAUGGCGAUGGAUCCUUCGCCAAAGGUGUUAUCGCAGAGGACAAGGUCACUCUUGGUAAUAUCAAUGUCCAAAACCAAAAGCUGAACCUGGUGCAGACCGAGAGCGUCAACUUUGACGACACUGUCGACGGUGUGAUGGGCCUCUCCUUUGGCGCCAUCUCCGGAAGCACGACGGUGUUUGAGAGCAUGCUUGAGCAAAAGUUGGUCGACCAGGGCGUCUUUUCGUUCUUCUUUGGCAAGCGGGCCAUCAACGGCGGAGGCGAGGUGAUCUUUGGCGGAGUGGAUAUGGACCGGAUCGAGCCAGGGAACGUGAUCACCUACACGAAUGUUACUGAGGCAACUCACUGGAAUAUCGACGUGCAGGACUUUAUCAUGAACGAUGGAUCCUUUGCAAAGGACAAGAACACGACACCCAUCCGAUCAAUCGUGGAUACAGGAACGACGUUGUUGGUUGGACCCGAGGACUGGGUUCGCUGGUACCAUAGUCAGAUCCCCAAGUCACGCAAAUUCCGAAAGACGUGGGUGGUCCCUUGCAAGGGCCAUAGCAAGCUGUCGGUGGUGAUUGAGGGCAAGGCGUUUACGGUGCCGUACGAGGACUUGACGAGGGAGUAUAUUGGGUUUGGGUUGUGUUUUUCUGCUGUGCAGACGAGUUCGGCGGAUUAUUUGAUCCUAGGGGAUGUGUUCUUGAAGAACAACUAUGUGGUAUUUGACCAGGCGGAGAAGCGUGUUGGGUUUGCGCCAUUGAAGACCGAGGCCAGGGAGGUGACGGUUACUGUUGAUACCGAGGACGAGGAUGCAGCAUCCAGCCGUGUGCAGGAGGAACUUUAG